AAAAGAUUUCGUCAGUGUUUUCCAGGAGCGCGAUACUGCCCUGUAUGUUUCUCAGGUCGAGCAACAUUUAGUUUUUUUUUUCAUUUUGUUUACGAAAAAAAUACAUAAAAUAAAAUUAUUUAAAGAUAGAAAACUACAGUUCAAAACGUGAUUGAAAUUCCAAGGGACAGCGAUGUCAAAGCAAAAACUCAUAAUUCAGGAGGAAAGUCUGCACGACUCAUGGGUAGAGCUCCACUUUGAUUCAUGUAGUGAACAUAGUGAGGACGCACCAGCCCUGUCUGAUAUCACAGACCUAGAAAAAAUGCUUCUGGAAGCACAACGGGAAUCCAGCAGUAGUUCACGGACAAGUUCUCAUUGUAGCAGUCCCCAACGUGUCCAGACACCUCCACUCAUAAGUGCAGUCUCUUUCAACACACACAUUAUUUCACAGGGGGAAGUUGUAGCAGCAAGCACACAGGAAGCUGAGGCUGUCGCAAGAAUCUGCGAAUGGUCCAGCCGGCCAGAAAAUUUUCCACCCAAAGCAUUUAUUAUUAAACGGCCAAAACGGAACAGAAUGUGCAGCAAAAACAGAGAAAAAAAUGAAAAGGAAAUGAACACAAACUUCCUGAAGUUACUGCUACCCUCCCUACUUUUGACACACAUUCUCAUGCUUGGAUUGGGGAUCUGUAUUGGACGACGCCUUUCCACUCAGUGUUCUGUUAUCUGAGUCAAAGCAUGUGUGUGUGUGUGUAUGCUGUGUCUCAGUGUCUCUAGAAAGAACCUGACAGCCUGGAGUCCUUUAGUUUUCUUUCAGGAGAAAUGCAGGACUAUGUAAGAGGACACUGUGAAAAUAUGAUGAGAGAAACUCUCAGCAUUAUUUUUUCUUUGGUUCUCCUGUGGGGACUUUGGCACAGAAUUUAAAAAGAUUAAUCCAGUUCUGUAUUGGAAUCAGGUUAGAUUAACCAGGAAAUAUGCCUAAUAGAUUUAAUCUUUUUUUUUUUUUUUUGGCUAGGAAUUAAUAAUGUUUGUAACUUUGAAGACAUGAGCAUGACGAUUAUUUUACUGACCACGUCACAUUGUAGUCCUUCAGCUGACCUGCUUUUUAAAUAACAUUUUAAAUUUGUAUAUAUAUAUAUGUUUGACAGAAAAUUCAGAGGCAUAUAAAUACUUAUUCUUACAUUUACUCUAAUUUACUCACACAUGCUGUGGAAAAGUAAUAAACUGUGCUACCAAAAUA
Molecule: messenger RNA, 1216 nt
Organism: Carassius auratus (goldfish)
Lineage: Eukaryota; Metazoa; Chordata; Actinopteri; Cypriniformes; Cyprinidae
Product: BCL2/adenovirus E1B 19 kDa protein-interacting protein 3-like
Exons: 5
Coding region: 173-706 (177 amino acids)
Biological process (GO): mitochondrial outer membrane permeabilization; positive regulation of apoptotic process
Cellular component (GO): nucleus; endoplasmic reticulum; nuclear envelope
Source: RefSeq, a predicted model, not a curated record